Molecule: messenger RNA, 1743 nt
Organism: Didymosphaeria variabile
Lineage: Eukaryota; Fungi; Ascomycota; Dothideomycetes; Pleosporales; Didymosphaeriaceae
Exons: 8
Coding region: 1-1743 (580 amino acids)
Cellular component (GO): nucleus
Molecular function (GO): RNA binding; RNA helicase activity; ATP binding
Source: RefSeq, a predicted model, not a curated record
AUGUCUGACGCCGGCACCAAUGGCGCCGAUGACCUCCAGCGCGCCACCGAGGCCGGCUGGCAGAAGCCUAUACCCUUCGAGUACCAGGCUGCUGGCGGUGCUGCUGGACCUGAUGACGAGCCUGAGAAUGUCAAGUGGCUGUCGGACGCCGUCGUCUACGAGUUCAUCGACGACAUCGGAGAAGUGGGCGCUCCUGAUCUGGCGCUUGAGAAGCAACUCUUCGAAGACCCUGACAUGCAGCGCCGUGGUACUGAAGCUGGUAUGAAGAACCUGUCUUUCGAGAUCAAGAUAGACGGCCCGGAGAAGAUCGCGCCUUUCCGCAACUUCGAAGACGCUGGUUUGCACCCUGCCGUUCUUGAGAAUGUGCAGCGUUGCCAGUACGACUCACCGACACCAAUCCAGGCCUACUGCAUCCCGGCUGUCUUGACUGGCCACGAUGUUGUUGGCAUUGCUCAGACUGGUUCUGGCAAGACUGCGGCUUUCCUACUGCCCAUGCUUUCCAAGCUGAUGGGUAAGGCUCGCAUCCUCGCAGCACCGCGUGCCACACCGCAGAACCCUCGCGUCCGCGCUGAGCCGCUCGUGCUUGUCGUCUGUCCGACUCGCGAGCUGGCUUGCCAGAUUUUUGACGAGGCGCGCCGCCUGUGCUAUCGCACUCUCCUGCGUCCUUGUGUCAUCUACGGUGGGGCACCGACUAGAAACCAGCGUGAACAGCUGGAGAAGGGCUGCGACAUCCUGAUCGCCACACCCGGUCGCCUCAUGGACUUUAUGAAGAACCCGAACCUCCUCUCUCUAGCUCGCCUCAAGUUCACCGUCAUCGACGAAGCCGAUGAGCUGUUGUCUUCUGGUUGGGAGGAGACCAUCGAUAGUCUCUUCGGUGCUGGUUCUGACACCAACGUCGACGCUGACCACACCUACAUGAUGUUCUCGGCUACGUUCUCGAAGGAAGCCCGCAAGCUUGCCCGUGAACACAUGGAAGAGGACUUCGUACGUAUCAAGGUCGGUCGUAUCGGUAGCACACACAGCAACAUCAAGCAGUCGAUCAUCUACGUGGAGGAUCAGCAGAAGAAUCAAGCGCUUUUCGACCUUAUCUUCUCCGAGGGUCCCCAGCGCACUCUGAUCUUCGUUAACUCGAAGGCCAAGUGCGACAUCGUUGACGACUUCUUGUACAACAAGGGCCUCCCGUCCACGUCUAUCCACUCUGACCGCACUCAGCGUGAGAGGGAGGACGCUUUUUCCUUCAAGGGCUUGGAUGUGGCUCUCGUCAAGCACGUUAUCAACUACGAUCUUCCUUCGACGAUGCAUGAUGGCAUCACGGAGUACGUUCACCGAAUCGGCCGUACUGCGCGUAUUGGCAACGAAGGCAAAGCAACUUCCUUCUACAAUGACCGCAACGACGACUUGGCGCCGAAGCUCGUGAAGCUUCUGCUGGAGGCCAAGCAGGAGGUUCCCGACUUCCUCGAAAUGCAUAAGCCUGAGGAUCCGGACAACAUCGAGUGGCACGAUGGCACUGAUGACGAGUCUGAGGCUGGCGACUUUGGUGGUGACUUUGGGGGCGGUUUCGGUGGUGCUGACACUGAUGUUGGUGCUGGUGCUGGUGCUGGCUUCGAACCCAACGCUGGAUUCGGUGGUGAUGCCGUCUUUGGUGGUGGUGAUACUGUCGGCUUCAGUGACGGCGGUGAUAGAUCCGGCGGUGGCGAUGACUUUCAGCCGGAUGGCGCCGAGAACAAGGUUGAUGGCUGGUAA